This is a messenger RNA of Vanessa tameamea, 974 nucleotides long. RefSeq lists its product as uncharacterized. The record is from RefSeq and is a predicted model, not a curated record. The coding region runs from base 67 to 945 and encodes 292 amino acids. Lineage: Eukaryota; Metazoa; Arthropoda; Insecta; Lepidoptera; Nymphalidae. Gene Ontology annotation, biological process: DNA catabolic process. Gene Ontology annotation, cellular component: cytoplasm. Gene Ontology annotation, molecular function: 3'-5'-DNA exonuclease activity; nucleic acid binding. The transcript has a single exon.
AGUUUGGGUAAGCGAAGUUUUUUGUUAUUCAAAGUAUUGUAGACUGUAUUCAAUAGUUGGUACACAAUGUCGAUUGCAACCUACGUAUUCCUAGAUCUCGAAACUACCGGCUUACCGGGACAGGAAAACAAUAAGACUAAAAUAACAGAACUGAGUUUAGUGGCUGUAAAAAGAGAACAUGUACUGGAAACGCGUGUGGGAGCUACGCCUCGUGUUCAGCACAAGCUCACUCUUUGCUUUAACCCGGGAAGAAUGGUGGCACCUAGUUGCUCGGAAGUGACGGGCCUCUGCAACGAACUAUUGGAAUAUGAGUCUACUUUUAAUAUAGACACAUUUACGUUGAUUAAUACGUUUCUGAAAACACUCACCAAACCAGUUUGCCUUAUCGCCCAAAAUGGAUAUCGUUUCGAUUUCCCUAUAUUAAAAAAUCAUUUAGUAAAGCUUGGGGUUAGUUUAUCGGAUGACAUCCUCUGUGCUGAUUGUUAUCACAGUUUUUAUGAUAUAUUAGAAAAAAAGAAAUAUGUGAAUGAUGCAGCUGCAAAGUCAAACCAAUGUAACACAAGUAUAUCAUUGAAUGAAUGUGAUGAUGAAACACAUGUAUUAAAUGUUGAUACAAAUUAUUUUCAAUCAGAAAAUGAAAAAACUCCAAAACGGCCAGUUGUUAAUACCAAAAAAAUAUGUAGACCAAGUCCCAUUUCUAAAGUUCGUAGGAGGUUCCCAUGGUCUGAUGGAGAAAAACCAGAACAAAAAUAUAAACUUAAGGAUGUUUAUGAGAGAUUAUUGAACCGUAAGGCUGAAGACGCUCAUCGUGCUGAAAACGACUGUUUAUUUGCAUUGGCAGGAUUUGUUGCUUUAUCGAGAGAAAUGGUGCAAUGGUUUGAUGACAACCAUUGCCUUUUCUCCGAAGUCAAACCAAUGACAAUAGGUGUUCCUCUUGAUUAUUAAUUAUUAAAACAAAGUAUUAAAAAAUAAGU